AACGUUUACAGUUGCCCACUUGACCACACGAGUAACUGAAGUUUGCAACCAAUUACCCGUACUGAUAACAGAAACCCAGUUUUUUUUCCUGAGGAAAAGAAAGAUUACAGAGCAGAAUAAGCAAAAUAGGUGGGAAGAAGACAGGGGUGGAGGGAAAGGUCAGACCUUGAUCCAUCAGUUCCUGCAACUGGUGAAUCAAUGGCUUCCUGAGAAAAAUCCACAUUCUUUGCUUUCUCUCACUUUCUAGGCAACCAAUUAGAUUCGCAGAGAAAAUGGAAGGUUUUUAUGGCCCCACAGCCAGAGCUUGUCUCUCUGUUUUGACUCUUUGCACCAAACUAUGUAUGCAUAUAUUAAGAAAACAUAUAUAAGUAGGUGGUUGAAAGCGUUCUCCUUUAUACUUUGGUUUAGACUGUUGUUUCGGAUUAAUGAUUAGGGGUCGGUGGCCGAAGCCGGCGGUGCAGUCUCCGAUGGAGGCGGCGGCGGAGGCUGUCGGUAUUGUGUGCAGUUCCUCCGAUAAGAACCCUUCAAUCUGGAAAUGGAUGGACGAAUCGCUCUCGUCAGGAACUCUCUGUCCUCUCCACCUCCUCUCCCUUCUCACCUCCCGACUCAUCCCUCUCCGCCGCUCCCUCCCUCUCUCUUUCCGUCUCUACCUCCACCUCCUCCCCCUCCACGCCCUCUCCUCCUCCUCAGCCGCCUCCACCGCCAGGCUGGUUCGCUCCGUCGACGAUGCUCUUCGCCUUUCUCACUCCUUCAACGUCCCCAUUACGGAUUUGGGACGUGCCUUCGUCUUCUUCCUCUUCACCCUCGUUUCCUCCCUCCUCGAUUCCGCCCUCGAGGAUUUCCUCCAAAUCGACUCUACUGAAAAUCUGCUUGCCCAGAACGCUUUCACUGCUUUGGAGGUACUUGCCAAGGUCACCAAUUCCAGGAAAGCCAAGGUCUUACUCCGGCUCGUUUACCUCAACUUGCCUCAGAAAUUUGAUGGCUUGCUCCAAGGAAUGCAAUCUCUUGAAGCCAGACUAAUGAAAUCCGCCUCCCUAGACCCGGCAAAUCAAUUCUUGAAAAAGAUAUCUGCCAAUAUUUUCAGUGUUAUGGAACUUGAGUAUCAGUUAAACAAUCGCAAGUUUAUAGGGUUGCUAGUUUAUGGCUGUCCCGGCAGUUCAGCUUCUGGUCGAUCCACCUGUUGGGUUUCCUUUGACAUUUACAUGGAGCAUGCUAUGGAUGGUAGACAUCUCCCUGUCCGAUCAGUUGUUGCAAUUCUUUCUGAGAUGAUUUAUGCUCUCAAAGUUAUCAAUCAAGCUAGCUGGCAAGAAACUUUUCUUGAACUUUGGUUGUCGGCCCUUCGUCUUGUGCAAAGAGAGCGUGAACCGCUCGAGGGUCCUAUACCCCAUCUUGCAGCCCGGCUCUGUGUGCUUUUAUCAAUUGUACCCUUGGCCAUUGCAAACAUUAUGAGGGAUGAUACCAGAUUUCCUUCAUUUUCAUGCCAUGAGUCCAUGAUACCGAGGUUUGUGGAUACUGGGUAUGGAAGGGGAUUGCUUGAGAAGGAGCAGGCUUCCAGAAGGCAUGGACUGGAUUCUUCUCUUCAGCUUCUGGGGAACUUUUCUGGUCUCCUUUGCCCACCUGCAUCAGUAGUUGACGCAGCUAACAGUGCCCAGGCCAGGGCUGCUAGUUUCAUUUCCAAGUCUAAGAGUGAAGCAGAUGGGUCAGGUGGUGGAAGUUUUAUCUAUUUCCUUCCAAGUGGUGGCAAUAUGUGGCACCUCAUUGUAGAAGCUUGCAUUUCUAGAAACCUCAUCGAUACUUCAGCCUACUUCUGGCCUGGUUUCCUGUCUACUUUGCAACCUCUAGCAUCUGAUGUGACAUCUGCUCAGAGUUCUCCCUGGUUAGCAUUCAUGGAAGGCGCUGCUUUAAGUGGUCCUCUUGUUAAUCUGCUCAUCAACACUCCUGCUUCAAGUGUAGCGGAGAUAGAAAAGUUGUAUCGAAUUGCAUUGGGUGGAUCCACACAGGAAAAAGCAAUGGCAGCAAAGAUUCUCUGUGGUGCAUCUUUAAGCCAUGGAUGGAAUAUUCAGGAACAUGUGGUGCAUUUCAUUGUCAAGCUUCUCUCUCCGCCUGCACCUCCUGGUUAUAGUGGACAAGAGAGUCACUUAAUCGAUGACAUGCCAAUGCUAAGUGCCAUCCUUUUCGGAGUCUCUUCCGUCGACAAUGUCCACAUUCUCUCAUUACAUGGUGUCGUUCCUGAGGUUGCAGCGGCUUUAUUGCCACUCUGCGAGGUUUUUGGAUCUCUUGCUCCUGCAGCAACUGACAAACUGAAAACAGGCGACGAGACAUCAGUUUACAUGGUCUUUUCUGCUGCAUUUCUGUUCCUUCUCCGUCUUUGGAAAUUCUAUAAACCUCCACUGGAGCAGUGCCUAGCUGGUGGACCAAUUGGAGUUGAGCUCUCCCUUGAGUAUCUUUUACUCUUGCGCAAUAACCGUAUCUCAUCAAAUGAUUCUCCUGUCACUGAUGGAAACUGCCCAAGCAUCCACCAGUCUGAGUGUGCAUCAGAUAAGCCUGUAUACAUUGAUUUCUUUCCCAAGUUACGGGCUUGGCAUUGUCAGAACAAAUCUUGUCUUGCUUCAACGCUGUCUAGCCUGUCCACAUCAAGUCCUGUUCAUCAGACUGCCAAUAAGAUCUUAAGUAUGAUUUUCUCUAAGAUGUCAAAAGGUGGGCCAUCUUCUGGCAAUUCUUCGACACUAUCAGGCAGCAGCAGCAUCAGUGAAUCACCUGUAGUUCUCGAGGAUGAUGCUCAACAACAACCUACAUUUCCGGCCUGGGAGGUCUUAGAAGCCAUCCCAUAUGUCCUAGAAGCGAUUUUAAGCGCUUGCACCCAUGGAAGGCUUUCAUCCAGGGACAUGACAACUGGCUUAAGGGAUCUUGUGGACUUCUUGCCGGCAUCUCUAGCGGCUAUCAUUAGUUACUUCUCCGCAGAAGUUACACGUGGAAUCUGGAAACCCGUUCCAAUGAAUGGAACUGAUUGGCCGAGUCCAGCAGCCAUCCUUCCUACGGUUGAAUCUGAAAUGAAGCAAGUAUUGUCCACUGCUGGUGUUAACACUCGGAUAUGUUCCUCCUCUGAGGAUUCACAGGCAAUGCUUCCAUUGCCAGUUGCAGCUCUUGUCAGCUUGACAAUCACUUUCAAACUCACCAAGAACCUCGAAUACAUCCAUGCAGUCGCCGGGCCUGCUUUGGAGAACUGUGCAUCGGGUUGUGCUUGGCCGAGCAUUCCCAUAAUCAGCUCUCUCUGGGCCCAGAAGGUCCGCCGUUGGCACGAUUUCAUAGUGGUGGCCUGCUCUCGUUCCGUGUUCAGACAAAACAAAGAAGCUCUGUCUCAGAUCCUAAGGAGCUGUUUCACGUCAUUCCUCAGAUAUUCGAGCAACUCCACUUCGAUGCUGAACAAGGACAAGAGCAUACACGGGUUACUGGGAAGCAUCCUAGGAGCUCAAGGGAAAUUUCCGACAUUAGCACCAGGGUUCCUCUACCUAAGGAGCUGCCGGACGAUACAGAACGUGGAAUGCGUGAACAACAUGAUAAUAGGGCUGGUGGUGGAGAAAGCCGGGGAAGCAACAGUGAAAUGGAUGGCGAGAAGGGGAGGAGAGAAGUCGUUGUGGGCCGCAGCAGAGAAGGCGAGGGAGGUGGGAAUGCUGGGGGCAAGCCUGAUGGCAGUGACCGGAGGGCUGAGGCUGGUGCAAGAACUGUACCAGGAGACAGUGGCGACAUGGAUGCUGACAUGGAGGAACCGAGAAGGAGAAGGGGAAGGAGGAGAAGGGGAAGAAGGGAGAGUAGGGAGGAUAAUGCAAGGAUACGCACUGGCAUACAUGGUGGUGGUGGCGGGGUCGAUGGUGUGGGGGGUGGGGCCGAAGCCGCCGUCUUAUUCAGUGUCAAAGACGAGGAAGUCGAGGAUGAUAGGGGCGCAUAUGGAGUUCAUGGUGAGAGUGGUGGAAGGGAAGGUGUCGGUUGGGUGCGACGGUGCGAUGUGGAAGGCGUAUGUGGCUUGUGUGGUGGGUCUGAUCGUGACCAGAGCCCCCGCAUGGGUUCAGCCGGUGAGGCUCCACACUCUGCAGAAGCUGGCCAGGUCGCUCAGUGCAUGGCAUGACUCCCACCUCGCCCUCUCUCUCCUCGAGCGUGCUGGCCUUCCCGCCUUCCAUUCCUUCUUCCAACUCCUCAACUCUACUGCACCAUUCGAUUGAUUCAAUUCUUUAAUAUAUUUUUUUUCCUUUUAGACUUUGAUCGAUCUCAGUACUUGUACGGACUGCAUACAUGAUGUUUAUACGAGCAAUCGCUUUGAGGUAUUCA
Molecule: messenger RNA, 4323 nt
Organism: Tarenaya hassleriana
Lineage: Eukaryota; Viridiplantae; Streptophyta; Magnoliopsida; Brassicales; Cleomaceae
Product: mediator of RNA polymerase II transcription subunit 33A-like
Exons: 11
Coding region: 426-4217 (1263 amino acids)
Biological process (GO): regulation of phenylpropanoid metabolic process
Cellular component (GO): mediator complex
Source: RefSeq, a predicted model, not a curated record